CGACCGAUAAAUUGUUAUUUCUUGUUGCAGCCAUCGAUGCGGCUUAACUAAUGAAGAUCUAAAUCGGCGCUGGUGUAAACCUAGUCCCAUACUGCAUCCUUCGAUAUAUCACACUAAGGGACUCAUAGAAUAUCUGGUGCGAGUGUGGAAGAAACCGCCGUUAGUCUACUGCGACUACCAUGGUCAUUCGCGGAAGAAAAACGUAUUUUUUUAUGGUUGCGCCGCCGCUGAAAGCUGGUGUAGUAACGACCGUCUUGUACCAGACGAACCCGUCAAAUACCUUAUGCUGCCAGCUCUUAUGCAUCGUAUUUCGCCGGCAUUCGCGCUUGGCUCGUGCUCAUUCCGAGUGGAGGGAGCGCGAGAGCACUGCUCGGUGACGGUGUGGCGACACCUCGGCGUCACCCGUUCUUACACUAUGGAGGCGUCUUUCUGCGGUUUUGACAGAGGGCCGUUCAAAGGUUUCCAUCUAAAUACACAGCACCUGCAGAACGUGGGCAGUGAUUUUUGUGAAGCGCUCAACGGCCUAAGCGAUAGCGCUAAUAAUGUCGACAUACAACUCACGAAAGACCUAAACGGAAAUAUCGUAGAAAUAAAAUUGAACGACUCGGGGGAAAACAGUGAGGUAGCGGUAGACAGCGAGCCAGGAUCCGGGUCAGACAGCGUGUUGAAAACAGAUUCUGACGAAGAAUUCGAUUAGUAGUAACAUAAUGUAAUGUUAGCAGUUAGAAUAAGCGUUGGAUAUCAGAUUAACCACUCGUCUGGAUUCACCACGCGAGGGUGAUAUCGUCACUGUCAAACCUGUGUCAAAACAUGUCAAACUAAACAGGUUCUUUUGUGUAGAGAUACGACAUAGAUUUGGAAUUUAUCGAUCAAUGUACACGUUUGUAGCGACCAUCGAAAAAUAUCCUCUCACCGCUCUGCAUAAUACUUAGGACGCUCAUAUUAUGAAGCGCAGUACUAUAUUCAUACCUGAUCCGAAUAAAAAAAAAUUGGCAGUAUCGACCGAAAGUGUAUAUAACAUUACUCGAUGGAUCAUGUUGGCGAUAUCAAACUGCGCGUGGCUAUAAUAAAAUUUUAGAAGUUAAACAUACGGAUUAUGUAUACGGGUGCGGUUUAUAUGUACUUUAGUGACGGCAGCAGAUUUAUUUUUAGAUGAGAAUAUUUUGUUGUAACUCGGGUAAAUUAUGUUAAUUUUGCACUAAGGUUCAGUUUUGUACGAAAUUCGUAUUUUGUUCUAUACGGCAACGUGUGAAGUGUGCGUGGUAUGAUUUAAAUUUAAAUGGCUUGUGAUCUCAGUUACGAAUAAAUAUGAAAUUUA
Manduca sexta (tobacco hornworm) is the source of this 1318-nucleotide messenger RNA. RefSeq names its product cytosolic carboxypeptidase 1-like. NCBI's taxonomy places the organism in Eukaryota, Metazoa, Arthropoda, Insecta, Lepidoptera, Sphingidae. The coding region runs from base 284 to 697 and encodes 137 amino acids. The record is from RefSeq and is a predicted model, not a curated record. Gene Ontology annotation, biological process: C-terminal protein deglutamylation; protein side chain deglutamylation. The transcript is spliced from 6 exons.